AUGGCACCACAAGAAUGCCUCUGGCAGCGAGCGGUGCUGCAAUGCCUGCCAAGUCGCCGCUCGCAUGAUCUCUGCACGAUAACUCCCUUAAGUUUACACACAACGGCGGCUCAGCCAGAAUUUUCCUGCAUCGGCACCGCCAGGCUCAAGAAAAAGCGGGUCAAUGCCAUUGCUGCCGACGGACCCGGUGCCAACACAGCUAAUACCGGUCACGCCUUUCAAUCCCCCUCCGACCCUCACAACCGAAUCACCAAGACUCCGCCCGAGUGUGCUGCUUGUGUGCUCCCGUCCUCCGAGCGUAUGGACCAGCGCAACUACGGCAUCCCCGCCGGCCGCGGGGUUCUGCCCGGCGGCCUGCCCCAGCAACAGCAGCAGCAGCAGCGCGCGCCGCAGCCGGGCAUGCAGCAGCACUACGGCAUGCAGGACAUGAUGUUCGACCCGCUGUCCAUGAGCAACGGCAUGUACCACCAGGCGCCGCCCCUCGGCGGCCAGAUGAUGCACCAGCAGCACCCAGGCCCGCGUGCGGGAGGUAUGCAGGCCCUCGGAGGCCUCAUGCCGCAGCAGGGGAUGGUCGCGCCGGAAGACGACCUGGACGACCUCAUGAGCGCGCUGGGGGACCCCGUGGGCAUGAACGCGCAGCAGCAGCAGAGCAUGGGCCACAUGCCCAGCCACGUCUACAACCAGUCGCACCUCGUGCCGCCGCGCUCGCAGGCGCCCACCCUCCAGGCGGGACGCACGCAGGGCCUGCCGCUCCCCAGUCAGGCUCCCCCGAUGCAACAGGGGAUGCCUGGCUCCAUGCACAUGAACCAAAUGGCCCCUAAUGCUGGUGCCCGCAUGGGCGGCGUUGGCCUCCAACAACAGGGAAUGGGAGCUCCGCCUGCGACGUCGAGUAUCGGCGGCCUCGGUGGCCUCGCGGCCAGCAUCCCAGCCCCCACUGCCCCUCGUCAGGCUGCUGUAGCACCAAGCGCGAUCGUUCCCACCUCAACCAAGUCCUCGACCAGCUCGCGCGCACUGGCCACAUCCAGUAACAACGGCGGAAGCAGUGACGAAGACGCAGGUAUGGGUGAAGACGACGCCCAGAAGAAGAAGGAGCGCCGCCGCCAGCAGGUCCGCUACGCGUCGCGUCGUCGCCGCAAAAAACAGAAGGACGAGGAGAGCUUCCUGCGCGACCGCAUCGCGGAGCUGAAGGAGCAGAUCCGCAUCAUCGGCGGCGACCUGACGGAGCAGUGCUCGCAGAUGGCGGGCAUGAGCGAGCAGGCGCUGACGGAGGCGUACGAGAAGCAGAUGCAGACGGUGCAGACGCUGCGCAAGGACAACAACAAGCUGAAGGAGCAGCUGCUGCAGCACGAGAACUUCGCGCGCAUGAUCCAGUACGGUCUGAACGCGCUGCCGAGCGACUGCCGCGACGUGGACCGCAAGAAGAUCGCGGGUGUCCCGAUGUGGAUCAGCGACCAGAUGAACCCUCUGAAGGGUCCGACGCUGGUGGUGGACCUGAACCUGUGCCACGAGGCUGUGCGUCACGCGUACAAUGAGCUGAAGACGUUCGGUCCGACGGUGAACUCGAAGACGAACGUGUGCUAUGCUAUGGGCUGGAAGACGGAGCUGUGGGCUGCGAGCACGUGCCUCAACUUCCGCGCUGUUCGAUCCAUCUCUGAUAAGAACAUCCGUGAGGUUGCCGACGCUUCCUGGGAGAUUAUUACCUCUCCAGACAAGUUCAAGCGCAUUUACCCGGACGUGAAGCAGUUCCGUAUCCUGCAGAAGGUGACGGACGAUAUUGUGGUGGUGCACCGUAUUGCGUCCGUAGCUUCGGAUAUGUCGGAUCGCGAGUUCAUUUCUGUGGCCUUCCGAUUCCGUGAUGGAGACAACUACUUCAUUGGUAUUAAAUCUAUCACCGUGCAGACUGAGGCUGCUGAGAACUGUAUUCGUGGCGAGGAGUGCCAGGGCUGGAUGUUUGUCGGCGGAGAGAACGAGACGUCGCAGUGGAAGGCGCACUUCCUGGGCUACUACGACGUCAAGGGCGAGAAGGACGACAAGGUGCUGAACCAGCUCGCGAACGAGGCGAUGUUCGGAAUGCUGAGAUGGGAGAGCGAGGCCAUGCACCCGCUGAGCGUUUAA
Messenger RNA from Phytophthora sojae, 2115 nucleotides. RefSeq lists its product as hypothetical. Bases 1 to 2115 code for a protein of 704 amino acids. The transcript has 3 exons. NCBI's taxonomy places the organism in Eukaryota, Oomycota, Peronosporomycetes, Peronosporales, Peronosporaceae. The record is from RefSeq and is a predicted model, not a curated record.